Saccharomyces paradoxus is the source of this 1377-nucleotide messenger RNA. RefSeq names its product Ssu1p (gene SSU1). Gene Ontology annotation, cellular component: plasma membrane. The transcript has a single exon. The record is from RefSeq and is a predicted model, not a curated record. Gene Ontology annotation, molecular function: sulfite transmembrane transporter activity. Lineage: Eukaryota; Fungi; Ascomycota; Saccharomycetes; Saccharomycetales; Saccharomycetaceae. The coding region runs from base 1 to 1377 and encodes 458 amino acids. Gene Ontology annotation, biological process: sulfite transmembrane transport; transmembrane transport.
AUGGUUGCCAAUUGGGUACUUGCUGUCACGAGGCAGUUCGAUCCCUUUAUGUUUGUUAUGGUCAUGGGUGUCGGUAUUUCAUCGAAUAUUCUAUAUAACUUCCCAUAUCCUGCAAGAUGGCUAAGAAUAUGCUCAUAUAUCAUGUUCGCUAUCACGUGCCUUAUUUUCAUUGCUGUACAGGCGCUGCAACUGUUACAUUUGAUUAUAUACAUCAAGGAGAAAAGCUUCAGAGAAUAUUUCAAUGACUUUUUCAGAAAUAUGAAGCACAAUUUAUUUUGGGGUACUUAUCCCAUGGGGUUAGUUACAAUUAUAAAUUUCUUAGGAGCACUUUCAAAAGAGUACACUACGAAAAGCCCUACUAAUGCCAGGAACUUGAUGAUAUUUGUUUAUGUCCUGUGGUGGUAUGAUCUCGCAGUCAGCUUAGUAAUAGCUUGGGGUAUCUCAUUUCUUAUCUGGCAUGACUAUUACUCUUUGGAAGGGAUUGGAAAUUAUCCUUCAUAUAAUAUUAGAAUGGCAUCCGAGAACAUGAAAAGUGUAUUGCUGCUGGAUAUCAUUCCGCUAGUCGUCGUCGCUUCAAGUUGUGGAACAUUCACAAUGUCAGAAAUAUUUGGUCAUGCGUUCAAUAGAAACAUUCAACUGAUAACGUUGGUCAUAUGUGCCUUGACCUGGCUACAUGCCAUUAUUUUCGUCUUCAUACUGAUCGCGAUAUACUUCUGGAGUCUCUAUAUCAAUAAGAUACCACCGAUGACGCAGGUUUUCACGCUGUUCCUGCUUUUGGGACCGAUGGGCCAAGGCAGUUUUGGGGUUUUGUUGCUUACAGACAAUAUAAAAAAAUACGUGAGCAAAUAUUACCAAACGGAUAACGUUACUAGAGAACAAGAAAUACUGACUAUUGCAGUUCCAUGGUGUUUCAAAGUUCUAGGCAUUAUCUCUGCUAUGGCGUUGCUCGCUAUGGGCUACUUCUUUACUGUGAUUUCCGUCAUUUCAAUCCUGUCGUAUUACAAUAAAAAAGAGAUUGAAAGUGAGACAGGGAAAGUGAAGAGAGUUUAUACCUUCCACAAAGGUUUUUGGGGAAUGACUUUCCCAAUGGGUACUAUGUCUCUAGGGAACGAAGAGCUAUAUGUGCAAUAUGACCAGUACGUUCCCCUAUAUGCAUUCAGAGUCCUAGGGACCAUAUACGGCGGUAUUUGCAUUUGUUGGUCAAUUUUAUGUCUAUUAUGCACGCUACAUGAGUAUUCGAAAAAGAUCCUCCAUGCUGCCCGUAAAUCUUCACUAUUUUCAGAGUCAAAUACGGAGAAGACGACCGUUUCUCCGUAUAAUAGCAUUGAAAGCGUGGAAGAAUCAAACUCGGCUCUAGAUUUCACGCGUUUAGCAUAA